AUGGCUGCUCUCUCCUAUUCUUCUUCAAAGCCCAUCUCUUCAUCUUAUCAAGCCCUUAGUUAUCGUCUUCUCUUGCUCUUGACUCUCCUUCCAUUAACCGUUGCCUUCUUUGCUUUUAUUCUCCAAUGGCAAGGUGGUCUCAUUGACCCCCUUCUUUCAUCUCCUGAUCCUUUCCAGUUUCCCGGCAUGGACUAUCCUGGAUCAAACUCUCGCCCCCAUCGGCGCUCCGUUUCCGAUUGCGUCGAUGUUUUGGGUCAGAGCCGGUCCCCAGCUUUCCCUUAUUUUAAGGAUUGGAAUUUUGAAUUCGGCUCCAAUCUCAGGCCUAAGAUAUGUAUUGUUUCAAGUACUGCUGCCGGCUUAGAACAGAUAUUACCAUGGAUAUUUUAUCACAAGGUUAUUGGAGUUUCAACCUUUUUCCUUUUUGUUGAAGGGAAGGCUGCCUCUCCCGUUGUGUCCAAAGUCCUAGAAUCGAUUCCAGGGGUGGAAGUGAUAUACCGAACAAAAGAAUUAGAGGAACAACAAGCUAAAAGUCGGAUCUGGAAUGAGACUUGGCUGGCAAAAUUCUUCUACAAACCAUGUAAUCAUGAGUUGUUUGUGAAGCAAACUCUUAACAUGGAAAUGGCUAUUGUAAUGUCAAGGGAUGCUGGCAUGGAUUGGAUUAUUCAUCUUGACACUGAUGAGCUUAUACAUCCCUCCAGUGCUCGUCAGUACUCUGUCAGACAAUUACUGGCAGACUUGCCUGAAGAUGUUGAUAUGGUUGUCUUCCCAAAUUAUGAAAGCUGUGUUGAGCGGGAUGAUAUAAUUGAACCUUUUACUGAGGUCUCAAUGUUCAAGAAGAACUUUGAUCAUCUUCCUAUAGAAGCCUAUCUUGGUAACUAUAGACGGGCAAUCCGUGGUAACCCAAACUACUUUUUAACCUAUGGAAAUGGGAAAGCAGCUGCUCGUAUUCAAGAUCAUCUUCGUCCUCAUGGUGCACAUAGAUGGCAUAACUACAUGAAGGCACCAAAGGAGAUCAAAUUGGAUGAGGCUGCCGUUCUGCAUUACACAUACACCAAAUUUUCUGACCUCACUUCAAGGCGUGAUCGAUGUGGCUGCAAGCCUACGAAGGAGGAUGUUAAAAAAUGUUUCAUGUUAGAAUUUGAUAGAGCUGCAUUCAUAAUUGCUUCAACUGCAACGGAGGAGGAAAUGCUUCGCUGGUACCGUCACCAUGUGGUGUGGACUAAUAAAGCAUUGAACUUGAAACUUUUGAAGAGGGGCAUUUUAACUCGGAUUUAUACUCCCAUGGCCAUAAUUCAAGGACUUAGGGAAUCUGGUGUUUUUGGCUCUGUAUUACAGUCAGCACAGACACUCUCCAAGGACAAGUUCUUGUCCUCUGUUGAGAGUAGCAACUUUUCUAGCGUAGAUAAACAGAUUGGUGUCAAAGAAUCUCAGGCAACUGCCAGAAGAAUCUUGGAUAUCAACGACAACUUUUCUGGUGGUUCAGCAAUCCCACCACUUUCUCCUCCAGUCCCGGACGAUUUUCACAUUGGAAUAUCAUGAGGGAUUAAAUUCAGUGAUUACUGCCUGCCUCAUUGUUCCUGCAAGGAGUUAUUGAGAUUUGAGUUGAAAUUGGAUACAUGAGACAACUUGAAGUAAAUGAGACAGCAGUUACUGGAAGCACCAACCUACUUGGCUUUGUUGGGCUAUUCCCGAAGGCGAUCAUUACCGAAGUUGUGCUGUACAUCCAGGUUAAAUCACAGUAGAUUAUAUAGUGAAAAGGCGUAGAGUGGCAUUUUGUUUUGAUAUACAUACACUUUCCCGAAUGAUGCCUAGGCUAGCCGCUCAUUUUUAACCAUACUACUUAGUCUAAACACAUUGCUGAUCAUGUUAACUUACAGAACAGCACAUUGCUGUUCCAUUCUUUAGCACGAACUUGAAAAGAAUUGCAUUCUGGAUUA
Messenger RNA from Gossypium raimondii (Peruvian cotton), 1937 nucleotides. Its product is annotated as glycosyltransferase-like At2g41451. Gene Ontology annotation, biological process: cellulose biosynthetic process; response to abscisic acid. Lineage: Eukaryota; Viridiplantae; Streptophyta; Magnoliopsida; Malvales; Malvaceae. The coding region runs from base 1 to 1539 and encodes 512 amino acids. The transcript has 11 exons. The record is from RefSeq and is a predicted model, not a curated record.